Brassica oleracea var. oleracea is the source of this 405-nucleotide messenger RNA. RefSeq names its product glutathione S-transferase T3-like. The record is from RefSeq and is a predicted model, not a curated record. Lineage: Eukaryota; Viridiplantae; Streptophyta; Magnoliopsida; Brassicales; Brassicaceae. Bases 1 to 405 code for a protein of 134 amino acids. The transcript has a single exon.
AUGGAUACCCCUGGGUUUGUGAACCUUCUCAAUAACCAAACUUCUUACAACCUAGAUUCACCCGAACCUGUUUGGUUUAGUACCGAGCAGUCUGUAGUCAUGGAUAACACCCCUGUUUCUGAUCCGCCAGCUUCCAAGGAGAGGAGAAAAUGGUCUCUCAAAGAGGAUAGAAUCCUCAUAAGCGCUUGGCUUAACACGAGUAUAGACGCUGUGGUCGGCAAUGAGCAGAAGGCUCCUCAUUUCUGGAAGAGAAUUGUAGAGUACUACAACUCAAGCUGUCAUCUGGUAGGGACAAUACCUAGAGAGCUUGGUCAGUGCAAGCAAAGGUGGGCUCGGAUUAACGAGCUAGUAUGCAAGUUUGUUGGUAGCUAUGAAGCGGUCUUGAGGGAGCAGAGGAGUGGGUAA